AGACUCAAACUUGAGAACUUGAGUGUGCAUCAGAAUCACCCAGAGGGCUUGUUAAAACAGACUGCUGGGCCCCAACUCCAGAGCUUCUGAUCAAAAAACUGCACCCCACUAAACCAAGCCACGUGAGAAUACACAGAUUGCAUCGCAAGUAUCUACCAGCUGCCUCAAUUCUCCACGUGUGUUAUGAGCCACCCCAUCUGCGUCUGGUGAUAGAACUUUCCACUCAGGGAUCUCAGAUAACCCUCCUUCCACCACUUCACGAUAACUUACAAGCUGCACCGUUCUGACGCCCACUUCCACAAGCAAACGUCAGGUCUUUCUCAAGGGAUUUUUCUGUCUGGCUGCAUAAGAUGAGAAUCCAGUCCAUUCUGGGGUUUGGAAAAAACUACAGCUGUAAAACUGUCAGCAUCCUGGGACCAAGUUAGUUCUUUCCUGCAAAUACUGGACCAUGGGAGACCACCUUGAACUUCUCUUUGGAGUGGUGCUUAUGGCCAUUCCUGUGUUUGGAAUUUCUUCCUGCUCCUUUGAUCGUGGGAUAGCCUUAUACCGUUUCUGCAACCUCACCACGGUUCCCCAGGUCCCCAACAGCACUGAGAGACUCCUGCUGAGCUUCAACUAUAUCAGGACAGUCACUUCCACGUCAUUCCCCUUCCUGGAGCAGCUGCAGCUGCUAGAACUUGGGACCCAGUUUACGCCAUUCACUAUUGACAAAGAAGCCUUCAGAAACUUGCCCAAUCUUCGCAUCUUGGAUCUGGGCAAAAGUCAGAUACACUUCUUGCAUCCAGAUGCGUUUCAGGGACUACCCCAUCUAUUUGAGCUUAGAUUGUUUUUCUGUGGUCUUUCAGAUGCUGUAGUAAAAGAUGGUUAUUUCAGAAAUUUAGAAUCCUUAACUCGCCUGGACUUGUCCAAAAAUCGGAUUCGUAGCCUUCACCUUCAUCCUUCAUUCCGGGAGCUGAAUUCCUUGAAAUCCAUAGACUUUUCCUUCAACCAAAUAUCCGUUGUAUGUGAGGAUGAGCUCAAGCCCCUCCAAGGGAAAACGCUGUCCUUCUUUAGCCUUGCAACUAAUAACCUGUACAGCAGAGUCUCAGUGGACUGGGGAAAGUGCAUGAACCCAUUCAGAAACAUAUCCCUGGAAACCCUAGAUGUUUCUGAUAAUGGCUGGACAGUGGACAUCACAGAAAACUUUAGCAAUGCCAUCAGUGGAAGCCAGAUUUUCUCCUUGGUUCUUGACCACCACAUUAUGGGUUCUGGGUUUGGCUUCCAUAACAUCAAAAACCCUGACCAGAACACGUUUGCUGGCCUAGCCAGGAGCUCACUGGUACGCCUGGACCUCUCACAUGGGUUUAUCUUCUCCUUGAACUUCCGGCUCUUUGAGACCCUCAAGGAGUUGAAACUUCUGAACCUUGCCCAUAACAAGAUUAACAAGAUUGUAGAGGGGGCCUUUUAUGGACUUGACAGCCUCCAAGUUCUCAAUCUGUCAUAUAACCUUCUGGGGGAACUUUAUAAUUCUAAUUUCAAUGGACUACCAAAGGUAAGGUAUAUUGAUCUGCAAAACAACCACAUUGGGAUCAUUCAGGACCAAACAUUCAAACUCCUGGAAAAUUUAUAUACCUUAGAUCUCCGGGAUAACGCUCUUAAAACAAUUUAUUUUAUUCCAAGCAUUCCUAAUAUCUUCUUGGGUGGCAAUAAACUAGUAACUUUACCAAACAUAAACCUAACAUCCGACUUCAUCCAAUUAUCCGAGAAUAGACUAGAAAAUCUGGCUGAUCUCUACUUCCUUCUCCAAGUGCCUCAUCUUCAAAUUCUCAUUUUAAACCAAAAUCGCCUUUCCUCUUGUAGCCAAAGACAUACCCCUGCACAGAAUCUCAGCUUAGAACAACUUUUCCUUGGAGAAAAUAUGCUGCAACUUGCCUGGGAAACUGGGUUCUGUUGGGACAUUUUUAAGGGACUGUCUCACCUCCAAGUACUGUUUUUGAAUAGUAACUACCUAAAUUUCCUUCCACCAGGAGUAUUUAGUGAUCUGAUUGCAUUGAGGGAGCUCUAUCUCGGCUCCAACAGGCUGAUGGUUCUUUCUCCUGGUGAUUUACCUGCUAAUUUAAAGAUCCUAGAUGUAUCCAGGAACCAGCUCCUGUCUCCUGAUCCCAGUUUAUUUGCAUCACUUAGUGCUGUGGACAUAACAAAUAACAAUUUCUUCUGUGAGUGUGAACUUAGCGCUUUUAUCAAUUGGCUCAAUCAGACAAAUGUCACUCUACUUGGGUCUCCUAAAGACAUAUACUGCAUGUUGCCUGAGGCGGUCUCUGGGGUCUCCCUCUACUCUGUUUCCAUGGAGGGGUGUGAUGAAGAGGAAGCCUUACAGUCCCUAAAGUUUUCCCUUUUCGUCUUUUUCACUGUGAUGUUGAUGCUCUUCCUUAUGACCGUCCUCAUAGUCACGAAGUUCCGGGGGUUUUGUUUCCUCUGUUAUAAGAGAGCCCAGAGACUGGUGUUCAAGGACCACCGCCAGGGCCUGGAAGCCGAUACGUACAAAUAUGACGCCUACUUGUGCUUCAGUAGCAAAGACUUUGAAUGGGUGCAGAACGCUUUGCUCAAGUGCCUGGAUGUUCAGUACAGCGACCAAAACAGAUUUAGCCUGUGCUUUGAAGAAAGGGACUUUGUUCCAGGGGAAAACCACAUCAUCAACAUCCAGGAUGCCAUCUGGAGCAGCCGAAAGAUUGUUUGCCUUGUGAGCAGGCAUUUCCUGCAAGACGGGUGGUGCCUUGAAGCCUUCAGUUACGCCCAAGGCAGGUGCUUAUCCGACCUCAACAGUGUCCUCAUCAUGGUGGUGGUGGGCUCCCUGUCCCAGUACCAGCUGAUGAAACACCAGCCCAUCAGAGGGUUCAUGCAGAACCGGCAGUACUUGAGGUGGCCUGAGGAUCUUCAGGAUGUUGACUGGUUCCUCAAUAAACUCUCUCAACAAAUACUCAAGAAAGAAAAGGAAAAGAAGAGAGACAAUAGUGUUGCGUUGCAAACUGUAACAACAAACUCCUAGUCAAAGGGGCAGCUUUCAACUUAUCUCAAGCCACAAAUAAUUCACUUCGUAUUUGCACUAAGUCACCAUUUUGGGCUUCUUUUUUCUACCAGGAAAACAACAUAAAUCUCUUGAUUUUCAUAUCAACACAAUGUUUCGUCUCACUGACCUCCAAAUGGAAAAUAAUAGAUCUAGAACAUGCAACUGCCCUGAGGAAGUCGGCUAAGGAUUCAGAGGUUCCCACUCGCCAUUGAUUUCCUGUCAGACCCAAUAAUACUGUUCUGUCCCGUUGUAUCAGGUAUAGGAUGUCUCCUUGUUGUGGGAAGGGCACCUUGGGAGACAUUACAGAUGGCUGACAUAUUUCUCCAGCAUUCAGGUGAUGAAUGGGCUGGCCAAUGAGUCUGAGCUCUCUGGACUCUGCAGAACAACACAACGUAGAAAGCAGACAGAAAGAGAAGCACGUUACCUGCCUUGGCCUUGGGAUCCUCUGCAUAAGAGCAAUGCCGUCCUUGGGUGCAGGACAAGCUCAAUCUCAGGGAUAAGAGGUAGUCCCAAAGAAACUGGGACGAGAAUUAUUGUUGUUAGUUGUCGUCAGGUCAGCCCAACAUGUGAUGACCCCAUGCACAACAAAAUGAAAUGCUCAGGUCCUGCACCAUCCCCGUGAUCGAUUGUAGAUUGGACAAUGUUGCAUUGUAAUCCAUAGGGUUUUCAUUGGCCAAUUUUCAGACGAAGAUCUCCAGACCUUUCUUUCUAGUCCAUCUCUUAGUCUGGAAGCUCCACUGAAACCUGUUCAGUAUCAUAGCAACACACAAGUGUCCACUGACAGACAGGUGGUGACUGCGCAUAAGGUGCACUGACUGGAAAUAGAACCUGAGCCUCCCACACGGAAGACGAGAAUUCUACCAACAAUGCCCUCAAUGGGAUGCGAAUAGCUAGAUCUGUUGUAGCCGGAGCAUACUCUUACUGUCAGCUCCUAAGGUCAGAGCAGAGCUUGCUCCUCAACAACAUGGGCCAUGAACAUUGUUUUGCAUGCCACCUUUGUUUCAGCCUGGCAGUCAGACCUUCCGAGAAUUUGCACCCACCUACCAUUUCAGCUUUCUUUCACACCACUUCUCAUUUAUCAAUCACUCAGCCUGUUAUGGAACGAGCAUGGACUUUGGAUCCAGAUUCUAGUUUGAGCGUUUGAGCUCUGAUUUUGCUGCUUGUUAGCUGGGUGACGUCAAGCAAGUUACUUGCCCUGGCUGUGCUUUAGUUUUCUCAUCUGUGGAGAUAAUGAUGUCUACCUCAUAGAGUUACUGUGAAAAUUAAAUGGGUCAACAGUGUCAGGGCUUCUCAGAUCUUUCGCUUAAAUUUCCCCUAAAGGCCAUGAACAUGCACACAUAUUUAGGAACCUUUUGGAAGCAGUUACAAUUUUUUUGAAGUUGAAUUUUUUAUCUUAAUAUAUGUAUAGUGUUCUAUUCCAGUUUUUAAUCUUUUAAAAAAAAUAUUGAAAUGUUUUUCCAUAAAAACGUUAAGAAAAUGUAGAACUUCUGGGCAACAUGGCACUAUAGUCAGAAGCACCACGCUGUCGCUCCACGGCAAAGAUCAGAAAAACUAAG
Molecule: messenger RNA, 4602 nt
Organism: Trichechus manatus latirostris (Florida manatee)
Lineage: Eukaryota; Metazoa; Chordata; Mammalia; Sirenia; Trichechidae
Gene: TLR5
Product: toll like receptor 5
Exons: 4
Coding region: 449-3025 (858 amino acids)
Biological process (GO): immune response; toll-like receptor signaling pathway; inflammatory response
Cellular component (GO): plasma membrane
Molecular function (GO): transmembrane signaling receptor activity; protein binding
Source: RefSeq, a predicted model, not a curated record